Magnolia sinica is the source of this 6613-nucleotide messenger RNA. Its product is annotated as E3 ubiquitin-protein ligase UPL3-like. Lineage: Eukaryota; Viridiplantae; Streptophyta; Magnoliopsida; Magnoliales; Magnoliaceae. The coding region runs from base 408 to 6113 and encodes 1901 amino acids. The transcript is spliced from 17 exons. The record is from RefSeq and is a predicted model, not a curated record. Gene Ontology annotation, molecular function: ubiquitin protein ligase activity. Gene Ontology annotation, biological process: protein polyubiquitination; proteasome-mediated ubiquitin-dependent protein catabolic process.
AAGCAUAACAUAAAAGCGCACGCCGAAAAAGACGGCCAAAAGAGAGAGUGCUCACCGCCAUGGAAGCUUACGGCGACUUCGAACGAUAGAAUCUCCUUCUUCCACUUCCAAGGGUUUCAUCAUCUCUCCUCUUCCUCUCUCUAGAAGAAGGGCAGAAAUCAGAAAUACGCCGAACGUAAGAGCGCAGAUAGAAAAACGGAGAACCUCUGAUUUGUCAUCUCCUUCCCUUCAAUUCCCACAAACCCUAGGAAAAGAUCACCUCUCAGGGGCUCCUAGGGUUUCUAGGGUUUCAUAUAUUUCUUUGUCGUUUCGUUCAAUCUAGGUCUUCUUUAUCGAAAUAGACAGUCAGGAAUGCCGGAACCCUACAAAUCGGGAUACGCUUGAUUGCGGGCGGCUUUGGAUUUUGUAUGGAAACGCGGAGCCGGAAGCGGGCGGAGGCUUCCUCAGCAGCCCCUUCUUCCUCCUCUCGUUCCCUGCCAUCGACGAAUCCCACUACUCGUUCCAGCAAACGUGUCCGCCUAUCAGUCUUGUCUCCAGCCGUCCCAUCCGCCACGUCCACGAUAGCUACCCGGUCCCGACAGAACAAUUCCCGCUCCCAAGACUCCGUGAUUGCCGCCCCUGCUGCUGCUGCCAUGGAUGAAUCGUCUGGUUCCCGCCGUGAAUCCAGUGGCCGCCGUAGCUCUGGAAAGAACCAGGAGAAAGAGUCUGAUAAAGGGAAAGAGAAAGAGUCGGAUGUUAGAGUUAGAGAUAGAGAUAGUGAUAGAAACUUAGGGCUGAGUAUAGAUGGUGGGGCCCACGAUGAUGAUAUUGACAGCGAGGGAGGUGUCGGGAUUCUCCACCAGAAUCUGACAUCAGCUAGCAGUGCUCUCCAAGGGCUGCUGAGGAAGCUUGGGGCCGGGCUGGAUGAUCUGCUUCCAUCGUCUGCUGUAGGGGCUACAUCAUCGUUGCAUCAGAAUGGAAGGUUGAAGAAGAUCUUAUCUGGGUUGCGGUCGGAUGGGGAAGAAGGGCGUCAGGUUGAGGCUCUUACUCAGUUAUGCGAGUUGCUGUCCAUUGGGACAGAGGAUUCUCUCAGCACAUUUUCGGUGGACUCAUUUGUCCCGGUUCUUGUUGGGCUGCUCAACCACGAGAGCAAUGCAGAUAUAAUGCUACUUGCUGCAAGGGCACUGACACACUUGUGCGAUGUGUUGCCGUCGUCCUGUGCUGCUGUCGUGCAUUAUGGUGCUGUUUCGUGCUUCUGUGCCCGGCUGCUCACAAUCGAGUACAUGGAUUUGGCAGAACAGUCUCUCCAAGCUCUCAAGAAGAUAUCCCAAGAACACCCGACUGCCUGUCUGCGUGCUGGGGCACUUAUGGCAGUGCUAUCUUACCUUGACUUCUUUUCCACUGGAGUUCAGAGGGUGGCAUUAUCCACUGCUGCAAAUAUGUGUAAGAAACUCCCAUCUGAUGCGGCUGACUUUGUUAUGGAAGCUGUUCCUUUGCUUACAAACCUUCUUCAUUAUCAUGAUGCAAAGGUGUUAGAUCAUGCUUCUGUGUGCUUGACUCGUAUUGCGGAGGCAUUCACGUCAUCUCCUGAGAAAUUAGAUGAACUAUGUAAUCAUGGGUUGGUUGCACAAGCUGCCGAACUUAUUUCCAUUAAUAAUUCAGGAGGCCAGGCAUCCCUCAGCACACCAACAUAUACGGGUUUAAUUCGUCUUCUUUCGACAUGUGCUAGUGGCUCCCCUUUGGGAGCCAAAACUCUCCUCCUCCUUGGAAUCAGCAGAAUUCUCAAAGAUAUUCUAUCGGGUUCAGGUCUAGUUUCAAACAUUUCUAUUUCACCUGCAUUAACAAGACCCGCAGAGCAGAUUUUUGAGAUUGUGAACCUUGCGGAUGAGCUUCUACCCCCACUGCCACAAGGAAUGAUUUCCCUCCCAGCCUGCUCUAAUUAUCUAAUUAGAGGAUCUGCUGCAAAGAAGUCUCCUGCCAGCAGCUCUGUGAAGCAAGAUGAUGCUAAUGGAACUAUGCCUGAGAUUUCAGCUCGUGAGAAAUUAUUGCGUGAGCAACCUGAACUUCUGCAGCAAUUUGGAAUGGACCUUCUUCCUGUUCUAAUACAGAUCUAUGGAUCCAGUGUUAAUGGUCCAGUUCGCCACAAAUGUCUGUCUGUUAUUGGAAAGUUGAUGUAUUUCAGUACAGCUGAUAUGAUUCAGUCUUUACUUGGUGUGACCAACAUAUCAAGCUUCUUAGCAGGUGUUUUAGCAUGGAAAGAUCCGCAAGUCUUGAUUCCUGCUCUUCAGAUUGCAGACAUUCUCAUGGAAAAGCUACCUGAAACUUUCUCCAAGAUGUUUGUGAGAGAAGGGGUGGUUCAUGCAGUUGAUAUGCUUAUGUUGUCAGAUUCUUCUAGUUCAGUUUCAGCCCAAGCAUCAACUGCUGAAAAGGACAAUGAUGCUUUAGCUGGAACAUCUUCACGUUCUCGACGUUAUCGACGUCGUAGUGGUAGCUCAAACACUGAUGGCAGUUCUUUGGAAGAAUCAAAAGUUUCUGUUCCUGGAAGUGUUGGUUCACCACCUACAUCAGUUGAAGUUCCAUCUGUUAAUUCUAGCCUUCGUGCUGCAGUUAGUGCCUGUGCCAAAGCUUUCAAAGAUAAGUAUUUUCCUGCAGAUCCCACAGUAACUGAAGUUGGAGCGACAGAUGAUCUUCUACACUUGAAAAAUCUCUGCAUGAAGUUGAAUGCCUGUGCUGAGGAUCUCAAGAUUAAAGCAAAGGGUAAAUCUAAAGCUUCUGGACUUCUUCGUGUAAUUGAUAUUUCGGCUAUUACCGAGGAGCACUCAGUUGGUGUUAUAUCUGAGCUGCUAGCAGAACUAAGCAAAGGGGAUGGUGUAUCCACAUUUGAGUUCAUUGGUAGUGGAGUUGUUGCAGCUUUGCUGAAUUAUUUUUCUUGUGGAACCUUUUCCAAGGAGAGAACCUCAGAAGCUAACUUGCCCAAGCUUCGUCAACAGGCACUUAAAAGAUUUAAGUCAUUCAUUGCAGUUGGCCUUCCUGCUGGCACUGAGGAAGGGAAUGGAGCUCCUAUGUCUGUGUUAGUGCAGAAGCUUCAAAAUGCUUUAUCCUCCUUGGAACGGUUUCCAGUUGUAUUGAGCCAUUCAUCUAGAUCGUCUUGUGGAAAUGCACGUCUCUCCUCAGGGUUAAGUGCAUUAUCUCAGCCAUUCAAGCUGCGCCUAUGUAGAGCACAAGGUGAGAAAUCUCUCCGUGACUAUUCUUCAAAUGUUGUACUCAUUGAUCCUUUGGCAAGUUUAGCUGCCGUUGAAGAAUUCCUUUGGCCAAGAGUUCAACGAGGGGACUCUGGGCAGAAGCUGAAAAAUUCUGAGCCUGGGUCAACUCCUGCUGCUUGUGCUUCAUCACCAUCUACAUCUGUUCCUGCAUCGUCUGGUCGCCGUCAUUCAGUUAGGUCUAGGUCAUCAGUGGCAAUAGGAGGUGCAACUAGAAAGGAACCUCACAGCGGACUUGCAAGCUCAUCUAAAGGAAAGGGUAAAGCUGUUCUGAAAUCUGCUCCUGAUGAGGCGAGAGGACCUCAAACAAGAAAUGCUGCACGGAGAAGAGCAGCUUCAGAUAAAGACACAAAAAUGAAACCUGCACAUGGGGACACUAGCUCUGAGGAUGAGGAGUUGGAUACCUCUCCCUUUGAGAUUGAUGAUGCAUUGGUGAUUGAAGAGGACGAUGUCUCAGAAGAUGAAGAUGAUGAUGACCAUGGCGAUGUGCUAAGAGACGACUCUGUUCCUGUUUGUGUGCCAGAAAAGGUACAUGAUGUGAAACUAGGAGAUGCAGCUGAUGACGGUUCAUCUGUUCCCGCUACAAGUGAUAGCCAGACAAAUCCGUCUUCUGGUUCUAGCAACAGGACAUCCUCAGUUAGGGAGUCUGCUGAGCUCAAAACUGGGAGCUCAUUUGGUUCCAAGGGUGCAAUGUCAUUUGCUGCAGCUGCCAUGGCUGGGUUAGCAUCUGUGAGUGGUAGAGGUAUCAGGGGUGGUAGAGAUCGUCGUGGACUUAUUCUUGGUGGUUCAAAUGAGCCUCCAAAAUUAUUUUUUUCAGCGGGUGGGAAGCAGCUUAACAGGCAGUUAACUAUUUAUCAGGCUAUCCAACGUCAGCUUGUGCUGGAUGAGGAUGAUGAUGAAAGGUACACUGGUACUGAUUUUCUGUCUAGUGAUGGAAGUAGGCUAUGGGGUGAUGUUUAUAACAUCACAUAUCAGAAGGCAGACAGCCAAAUUGACAGGGCUUCAGCUGGAGGUUUAACUUCUCCUCUGCCAAAGUCUGCCAAAGCUGGCCCUGCUUUAAAUUCUGGCUCGGAUACUCAAUGGCAACAAACUUCUCUUCUGGAUAGCAUCUUGCAGGGGGAGCUUCCUUGUGAUAUGGAGAAAUCUAACCCUACUUACAACAUCUUGGCUUUGUUGCGUGUAUUGGAGGGUUUGAAUCAGCUCGCACCUCGGUUAAGAGUUCAGGCGGUUUCUGAUGAAUUUUCGGAAGGGAGGAUUUCUAGUCUGGUCGAUCUGAGUACAACUGGUGCCAAGGUUCCGCCAGAAGAGUUUAUUAAUAGCAAACUAACUCCCAAAUUAGCUCGGCAAAUCCAGGAUGCUCUUGCAUUGUGCAGUGGAAGUCUCCCUUCUUGGUGUUACCAGCUCACCAAAGCAUGCCCUUUCCUCUUUCCUUUCGAAACAAGGAGACAGUACUUCUAUUCAACAGCUUUUGGAUUAUCCCGUGCAUUGCAUCGACUUCAGCAGCAGCAGGGCGCUGAUACUCAUAACUCAACGAAUGAGAGGGAGGUCCGUGUUGGCAGAUUACAGCGUCAAAAAGUUCGUGUUUCCAGAAAUCGUAUAUUGGAUUCUGCUGUAAAAGUUAUGGAGAUGUAUUCCAGCCAGAAGGCCGUUCUUGAAGUGGAGUAUUUUGGUGAGGUUGGCACAGGAUUGGGGCCGACACUGGAGUUUUAUACCCUUUUAAGUCAUGACCUACAAAAGGUUGGACUGGAAAUGUGGAGAUCUAAUUCCUCAUUGGGGAAGUCCGCAAUGGAAAUUGAUGGUGAUGAAGAGAAACAGAAAAACAAGGAUACUUCUGAUGGAAAGAAAAUUGACCUAGAUUUGGCUGUUGGGGCCAGACAUCUCAUACAAGCUCCUCUUGGGCUGUUUCCUCGUCCUUGGCCUCCAAAUGCAGAUACUUCUGAUGGUAGUCAAUUUUCCAAAGUCAUUGAAUAUUUUCGUCUGGUUGGCCGAGUGAUGGCAAAAGCUCUUCAAGAUGGAAGAAUGUUGGACCUGCCGUUGUCAACAGCAUUUUAUAAACUUGUGCUGGGACAGGAGCUUGAUUUGCAUGAUAUUCUUUCUUUUGAUGUUGAGUUUGGGAAGAUUUUGCGAGAAAUGCAAGUCCUUGUUUAUCGCAAACAAUAUCUAGAGGCAAGAGUCAGUAAUGAUCAGAAGGCAAUUGCGGAUUUGCGUUUCCGUGGUGCUCCUAUUGAAGAUCUGUGUCUAGAUUUUACUCUUCCUGGUUACCCAGAUUACAUCCUAAAACCUGGGGAGGAAAACACACUGGUUGAUAUUAUUAAUUUGGAAGAAUACAUUUCCUUGGUAGUUGAUGCAACUGUGAAGACUGGUAUUAUGCAACAAAUGGAAGCAUUUAGGGCAGGGUUCAAUCAGGUCUUUGACAUGACAUCUCUUCAAAUCUUUUCUCCACACGAACUAGAUUACUUACUCUGUGGCCGUAGAGAAUUGUGGGCGGCUGAGACGCUGGCGGAUCAUAUAAAAUUUGAUCAUGGAUACACUGCUAAGAGCCCUCCAAUUGUUAAUUUACUUGAGAUCAUGGGAGAAUUCACCCCAGAGCAGCAGCGUGCAUUCUGCCAAUUUGUUACUGGUGCUCCUAGGCUUCCACCAGGUGGUCUGGCUGUGUUAAAUCCAAAGCUGACCAUUGUGAGAAAGCAUUCUUCAACUACAACAAACACAAUGGCAAAUGGAACCGGGCCUUCUGAAACAGCUGAUGAUGAUUUGCCCAGUGUUAUGACUUGUGCGAAUUACCUCAAGCUUCCCCCCUAUUCAACCAAGGAACUUAUGUACAAGAAACUACUUUACGCCAUCAGUGAAGGACAAGGAUCAUUUGACCUGUCGUAAGGAUGAGGCUACCUGUUCAGUACCCAUUCUGGUGUUUUAGGUCGGAAAUUUCUCACCUACUGGUUUUGAUGUUGUAUGCCCUAUUUUGCUGAUUGAACAGUUCCUUGAAUUCCCCCAAACCAUCAGAUGGAGGUCAGUUUGUUUCUUUUCGAGGCCAUAUCUGAUGCUUAUCUUCUUGGAUUUUGGGGGUCUCAUGCCGCCCUCUGAUUUAUUGCCUUCCUGUAAAUUCUCAUUCAUCUAGCACAACGGUUCAUCACAUAUUCCUCAUCUUUUUGUUUACUUUCCUUUUUUAUUCUUCAAUAAAUAUUUUCUCACUGUCGGUUCAGUUUCGACCGGUUACAUGUCACAAGAUGCCUCAAAGAGGAGGAUGCAGAGCUUGUUUCUGCUAAUGAUUGUAAAUAAGCAAAACUUCCCUUCUUGUUUUUCAUUUUCUGACUUUUGCAAUAGCUUAUACUGUAUGGACUGAUCAGGAUGGAAGAAGAAUAGGUUUUUGACAUGAA